GGGUGUCACUAAAGAGUCAUGGCUGGAGGACCAUGAGAAGGUGCUGGAUAACUUCAUUGAGGACACAUCUAUUCCCACUUUGGUGGUCUACUUUGACACAGACAUGACACUAAAAGUGGAAUAUUCCAUUCCACCACAGGUGGUGGAGGAGCUGGUCUAUUUUAUGCGCGAGCCAGGAGCCAUGAUCACCGCAGAGACCUUCUACUUAGAAGUGGAAUAUGGGGUGGUGCAGGGUGACCCCACUGAGAGCCUGCUUCACUUCCUGACCAGCUUACAUACAGAUGACAAGGACAUUAGCAGUGACUGGGAGAAGGGCAUCAAGGACAAUUACACCAACGGCAUGCACAAUUACCUGGCCAUCCUCACAGAUGACGUUAGUAAGAAGGAGGGUAAGACUGUGUUGUACAUCCCAGUGGAAGGCCUGAUUGACAGUGCUGAAGAGGGCAGCAAGGACAGUCAUCUGGUGCAGAGGAUGGAAUCUGUCUUGAUCCACUGGACGGACCAGAUCAAGGAGCUGCUGAACGUCCAAGAAACCACCAUGACCGACAACAGUGGUCCACUGCAGGAGAUAGCAUACUGGGAGCGCCACUCUGCCAAGCUCAUGGACAUGAGUCAUCAGCUGCAGAAGGCCGGAGUCAAGCACAUUCAGCACAUGCUGGAGCUGGCCAACUCACUCUAUGUCAAGCGCUUCUGCAAACUCGCCAAGGAAAUGCAGGAUUUAUCUAUGGAGGCACAAUCCAACCUGAGAUUCCUGUCCUUAUUGGUGGAACCCUGUAAAGAACUGGCUCAUGUUCAAAUAAAUGAACUCGCUCCCAAGCUGCAGCACAUCGUCAGUCUCAUUCGCAUCAUCUGGACCAACUCCACCUACUACAACACCAACGAGCGGAUCACAGGCCUCUUCCUUAAGGUAUGCGAUACGCAGCAGCAGUUUGCCCGCUGGGAAGAUGGCAACCAGAGAGCGCUGCCGUGCUUCAGCGGCUAUCAGGGCCCCGAGCUUACUCUAUCCCUUGUGAAGAUUGAGGCCAAGUUUCAGCAUGGCCUUCAGAUCUUGCGGUCCGUUGACAAAAGCAUCCUCGAGGUGGAGAACACUGGAUGGCAUAUUGAGUUCAACAGGUUUCGUGCAUUUUUAAAAGAUCUUGAUAUAAUGCUGCAGAACCUGAUCACGUCUGUGUUCAAGACUGUCAACACAGUGGAGGAAGGACUUCGGCUGGUGGACAUUUUUAAGCCCAUUUCUGCCAGAAAGUCUAUUAAGAGCAAAAUAGACGAGAUGGUGGAGGGAAUACACAGCAUCUUCAAGAAGGAGAACAGCAUGCUCACCAGACAGAUUGAUCCGGAGACGGUGUCCAUCCCUAACUAUAUGCCACCUUUGGCAGGCCAGGCCCACCGAGCGAGGGCCCUCAAAUUCCACUUAGAAAGCCUCAUGGAAGUGCUGAAGAAGAUCCCCAUCCUGCCCGAGUCACACAGCUGCAGGCAGGCUCUGGUUAACUACAACCAAACCAUUCACACUCUGAACGACAUGGUGACACAGAAGUUUGCUGAGUGGCGCCAAGGCUUGGAGCUGCAGUAUGUCAAGAAGCUCGAGCGACCCCUCUUGCUGCAUGGCAAAGACAACAGGAUCGAGGUCAACUUUGAUACCAACCUGUUGAACCUCUUUGCUGAGAUCAAGUCCUGGAGUCAGCAAAAUUUUGAAAUCCCACAAUUUGUGUCCGAGAUUUACCAGGAUCGGGAAGAUCUUCGAUGUCUCAGGGAGAGAGCACUGCACUUAGCCCGGGACUAUAACAGGAUCAUUGGAAUGCUCUCUCCAAUUGAGCUGGGUCUGUUUUCCAAGAAAAUCCAUAUGCUCGACAAGAAGAUUCAGCCGGGCUUUACCAAACUCUUUUGGAUGUUUAAAAUAUCUGCAAACACCUUCGUCAAGGACUGCAUUGUGCAUGUUUCCAAGGUCCAGGUGAUAGUUGACGGCUUCAAAGCAUCCAAUCUGGCCACUGCUAAACUCUGUCGCCAGAUGAGUGAAACACUGCUCGUGAGGCUUGAUGGGAAGACUUUGUAUAGGAACUGGGAAUUUGAGAAUGAUCAGCAAACUCACCGACAGCGCCAGCAAGACCAACUACGGUCUGCUCUUCAACGCAUUGUUGACAUCAUGACUUACAUACACAACACCUUUUCUAAAGAUGGACCUGAGGUGCAGGAACACUGGGUCACAUACACCGAGAAGGUGGACCACAUGCUGGAGGAGGCACUACGCAGCAACGUGAAGCGCUCCAUGCAGAAAUUAGCACAGGCCAUCAACGGAGACCGCAAAUCAUCACCCACUCCUUUGUUCAGAGUGCUGGUGUCACUGCGCCAGGCGGAACCCAAGGCUGAUCUCAGGGUUGAGUUCUCCCCAUCUCUGCGAGAGCUUGCACAAAUCUUGGACAUUCUGCCUCAGCUCAUCAACACUAUCUCAAAAUUCAAGCGACUGCCCGAGCUCCUCUCCUGCGAACAUUCCUCGGAGAAUCCCAUACACGUCAACAUCGCAAAUGAUGAUGAGAUAAAAGGCAUACAGGCUGCAGUUGGUGCUGGGAUGUCAGCCACCGCCAGCCGCCUGAAGGAAUAUUUGACCACCUGGGACAAAUACAGGGACAUCUGGGAGACCAACAAGGACUCUUACAUACAACGUUACCAAAAACUCAAUCAACCGGUUGCUUCUUUUGAUGCAGAUAUACAUAGGUACACAGAAAUAGAAACUAGUAUCCAGCAGGAAGAGACAGUCACCAACUUCCAGUUCAUCGUGCUGGACUGUUCGCCACUCAAAACCUCACUGGUGCAACACUGUAGUCACUGGCAGUCCAAGUUCAUGCAGCUCCUUGUGCGCAUCGCAGGCACCCAGCUCAAGGAGCUGCAUGCCUCAAUGAAUCACAACGCCAAGAGGUUGAGUCAACCCAACAAGACACUGGUGGAGCUGAGUGAGAGUCUGCAGCUCCUUGAGUCUCUUCAAGGCCAUUUAGUCAAGACAGAGGCUGAUAUUGUUCUGAUUUAUGAACAGUUUGCUGUGCUGGACAAAUAUGGUUUCCCUGUGGAGCCGACUCUUCAGGACUUGCGGGGAACGCUAAACACCAAGUGGGAAUGGUUCCAGCAGGUUCUAAUCGACAGCGACGUGAUGCUGCAAGGGCAAAAACAAAAUUUCAAGAGCAGCUACAUUGCCUCCUCUGAGGAACUCACCGAGAAGAUCCAGACCACUAUGCAGGAGUUCACCACUUCAGGUCCAUUUGAUCCUGCAAUCAACACCAAGUUGGCCCUGAGGCUCACAUCAGAGCAUCAUUCCCAUCUCGAGGCUCUAAAGGAAGAAGAAAAUUCCAUUCUGUAUGGCCUGAGCUUCUUCAAGAUAGAGCAGGAACCUUCCAAAACCAUCCAAGCCUUAGAGAAGGACAUCAACUACUUGCAGGAAGUGUGGGAGAUUACGCAGGAUUGGAACUCACACUGGGACAGCUGGAAGGGGGGGCAUUUUACAUCGCUUCGGACAGAGAAUAUGGAGAGCACAGCGCAGGAAAUCUACAAAACCCUCCACAAGCUGCAGAGGUUACUCAAGGAUAAGCAGUGGGACAUUGUUGAUUUCUCCAAGAAGAAGGUUGACCAGUUCAGGAGAAUCAUCCCACUUAUUGCUGACAUGAGGAACCCGGCCAUGAGAGACAGGCACUGGAAGCAGAUCUGUGCUCACGUACAGAGCUCCUUUGACCACACCAGUGAUGACUUCACCCUGGAGAAGAUCAUUUCUCUGGGUUUUGACAAGUAUGCAGACUCCAUCGGUGAGAUCUCUGGGGCCGCCAGCAAGGAACUCUCCAUAGAACAGGGUUUGGAGGAGAUUAAUAAGACAUGGGCGGAAUUGACCUUGGAUGUUUCCCCGUACAAAGACAAAGGCCAUUUUCGUCUGAAAGGCACAGAGGAUGUUUUCCAGGCCCUCGAGGACAACCAGGUGACCUUGUCCACCAUGAAGGCUUCUCGGUUUGUCAAAGCUUUUGACAAGGUUGUGGACAACUGGGAACGUCAGCUGUCACAGGUGAUGGAAAUCAUUGAGAUGAUCCUCACGGUGCAGCGGCAGUGGAUAUAUCUUGAGAAUAUUUUUCAAGGAAAGGACAUCAGGGAGCAGCUGCCACAAGAGUGUAAAGAGUUUGAAGAAAUUAGUUCAAGUUGGAAGACCAUCAUGACUCGACUUCAUGAGAACAACAACGCCCUGCAGGGAACGCACCAUCCAGGCUUGCAGGAGACGUUAUCCAAAAUGAAUACCAAGCUGGAAGAGAUUCAAAAGGCCUUGGACAUGUAUCUUGAGUCAAAGAGACAGAUAUUCCCCAGAUUCUACUUCCUGUCUAAUGACGAUGUUCUGGAGAUCCUUGGCCAGUCACAGAACCCGGAGGCAAUGCAGCCACAUCUAAAGAAGUGUUUCGACAACAUCAAGAGCCUGCGCACUGAAAAGAUGGGCAGAAGGUUGGACGCCACUGCCAUGUUCUCCUCUGAUGGGGAGAUGAUUGAAUUUAUCAAGGCAGUGCCACUGGAUAAGCCUGUAGAGAUUUGGCUGUGCGAUAUUGAGAAGGCCAUGCGCAGCACGCUAAAAAAUUCACUGCAUGACUGCCUGGUGGCACUCAAGAAGAUGAAAAGCCAGAGGGACAAGUGGUCCAAAGACUGGCCAGGACAGAUGCUGAUCACAGCCAGUCAGAUCCAGUGGACAACUGAUGUCACCCAGGCAUUGAUUACCUGCAAGGAAUUAGAUGACAAGUCUGGCCUUAAAACCAUGAUGAAGAAACAAGUGUCUUUGCUCAGACGAUAUUCCGAGAUGAUCCGGAGCAACCUGUCCAAAGUCCUGCGUCUGAAGAUUGUAGCUCUGGUCACAGUGGAAGUCCAUGCUCGGGAUGUCAUCGCCAAACUGGCCAAGGCGGGCUGCAAUGACGUGAACGCCUUUGAGUGGCUGUGCCAGCUCAGGCUCUACUGGGAGAAGGAUUUGAACAACUGCAUUAUUCGACAGACCAACACACAUUUCAAGUAUGGCUACGAGUACUUGGGGAACUCUGGAAGGCUUGUCAUCACUCCACUUACAGACAGGUGUUACAUGACCUUGACAACGGCGCUCCAUUUGCAUCGGGGUGGCUCUCCCAAAGGGCCCGCUGGCACUGGGAAGACAGAGACCACGAAAGACUUGGGUAAAUCUUUGGGGAUGUAUGUCAUCGUCAUCAACUGCUCCGAAGGCCUCGACUACAAGUCAAUGGGCCGCAUGUUCUCUGGCCUGGCACAGACAGGAGCGUGGGGCUGCUUUGAUGAGUUCAACCGAAUCAACAUUGAAGUGUUGUCCGUGGUGGCCCAGCAGAUACUCUCCAUCCUGUCCGCCCUCUCGGCGCUCCAAACCAGGUUCCAGUUUGAGGAACACAACAUCAACCUGGUUGCGUCAUGCGGUGUCUUUAUAACGAUGAAUCCUGGUUAUGCUGGUCGUUCUGAGCUUCCAGACAACCUCAAGUCCAUGUUCCGACCGAUCUCCAUGGUGGUGCCAGAUUCUACUCUAAUUGCUGAGAUCAUACUGUUUGGAGAGGGCUUUAACGAUUGCAAGCUCCUGGCUAAGAAAGUGUUCACCCUGUAUUCUCUGGCCAUGCAGCAGCUGUCAAAGCAGGACCACUACGACUUUGGCCUCCGUGCCCUCACCUCCUUGCUCCGCUACGCUGGCAAGAAGCGGCGAAUUUGCCCUAAUGUCCCCGGGGAAGAAGUCCUACUCAUGGCUAUGAAAGAUAUGAAUAUUGCUAAACUAACUUCAUCUGACCUGCCGUUGUUCAAUGGCAUCAUCCUGGACUUGUUCCCUGAUGUAGAAACACCAGCAAUAGACUAUGGCAAGAUGAAGGAAGCCAUCCAGAUAGAACUUCGUCAGAACGGCCUGCAAGUGACUCCUUUUACAAUGACCAAAGUCAUCGAACUCUUUGAGACCAAAAACUCCCGACACUCGUCCAUGUUAGUGGGCAAGACGGGCUGCGGCAAGACGGUCACGUGGAAGACCCUGAAAAGUGCCCUAAUUGCCAUGCACAACAAGGAAAUGGCAGGCUUUGAGCUUGUGCAGGAUUAUCCACUGAACCCCAAAGCCAUGAGUCUUGGAGAGCUGUAUGGUGAAAAUGACUUGUCUACCAAUGAGUGGACUGAUGGAGUCCUUUCCAGUGUCAUGAGAACAGCCUGCGCAGAUGACAAACCAGAUGAGAAAUGGAUCGUGUUUGAUGGUCCGGUGGACACGCUGUGGAUUGAGAGCAUGAACUCUGUCAUGGAUGACAACAAGGUGCUCACACUCAUCAACGGAGAGAGAAUUUCCAUGCCUGAACAGGUGUCCCUGCUGUUUGAAGUGGAGAAUCUGGCACAGGCCUCUCCUGCGACAGUGUCGCGCUGUGGGAUGGUCUACAAUGAUUACGUCGACUUGGGAUGGAGGCCCUUUGUCCAGUCUUGGCUCGAGAAACGUCAGAGGGCAGAGGUGGAACAUUUGCAGCCUUUGUUUGACAGUUUCAUCGAGAGAACAUUGAGCUUCAAGAAGAGUAACUGUAAGGAGUUGAUCCCCGUCACGGAACUGAAUAGCAUUAUCUCGCUCUGCCGCCUCUAUGAGGCCCUGACCACAAACAAGGUUAACAUGUCUGAUGCAGACAGCCUGGGUCGGAUCGUGGAGCUCUGGUUCACCUUCAGUCUCAUCUGGUCCAUUUGUGCAUCAGUUGAUGAGGAUGGCCGCAAGAAGAUGGAUAACUUCCUGCGGGAGUUGGACGGCACCUUUCCCAUCAAGGACACAGUGUAUGAGUACUAUGUAAAUGUCAAGAACAAAGCCUGGGCUCCGUUUGAAGAUAAACUGCCAAAGGGCUGGCGCUACAACCCUAACUCCCCAUUCUAUAAGAUCAUGGUUCCGACAGUGGACACAGUUCGCUACAACUACUUGGUCACAGCAAUGGUGAAGGCACAGUAUCCAGUGCUGCUCACCGGACCGGUCGGUACCGGGAAGACCUCAGUGGUCCAUGGCGUCUUGCAUACUCUGGACACUGGCCAGUGGUCCACACUUACUAUCAACAUGUCCUCACAGACCACCUCCAACAACGUCCAGGCCAUUGUGGAAAGCCGACUGGAGAAGAGGACCAAGGGUGUGUUUGUGCCAGUUGGAGGGAAGGACCUGCUCUGUUUCCUGGAUGACCUCAACAUGCCAGCGAACGAUCUCUUUGGCUCGCAGCCGCCAUUAGAGCUGCUGCGUCUCUGGAUUGACUACGGCUUCUGGUUUGAUCGUCAGAAACAGACGACAACUUAUGUCAAAAAAAUGUCGCUGCUGGCCUCCAUGGGACCCCCUGGCGGGGGAAGGACUCACAUUUCUGGCCGCCUGCAGAGUCGUUUCAACCUCAUCAACAUGACAUUCCCACAUGACUCCCAAAUCCGCCGCAUCUUCAGUACCAUGAUUAACCAGAAGCUGCAAGGUUUUAAGGAGGACCUCAAGCCAUUUGGAGGGUUUCUUACCCAGGCAACCUUAGAGCUGUAUUAUUCAGUUACAGCUCGUUUUCUUCCCACUCCAGCCAAGACGCACUACCUCUUCAACCUCAGGGAUAUCUCCAAGGUGUUUCAAGGUCUGCUGAGAGCACAUCCAGAGUUCCAUGAUAGUAAACAGAAUAUGGUUAGAUUGUGGAUCCAUGAGUGCUUCAGGGUUUUCUCUGACCGGCUUAUUGACCAGACUGACAUAGAAGCCUUUGCCACGUUGCUAGCUGAGAAAAUGGGCUCCCUCUUUGACCUUGUUUUCCACAACAUCUGCCCUGAUAAACAACCUCCAGUAUUUGGUGAUUUCCUCAGUGAGUCUGGGGUGUAUGAAGACCUUUUGGACAUGAAUAGUCUCAAGAAAUUCAUGGAGACUCAACUGGAGGACUACAACCUGACGCCAGGCAUAGUGCCCAUGAACCUAGUGCUCUUUCGGGAUGCCAUUGAACACAUAACCCGAGUGGUCCGUGUGAUCAGCCAGCCAAGGGGCAACAUGCUGCUUGUCGGUGUUGGGGGUUCGGGCCGACAGAGCUUGUCCAGGAUGGCUGCCUCCAUCUGCGAGUACAAGGUGUUUGAGGUGGAAAUCACCAAACAGUACCGCAAGCUGGAAUUCAGAGAAGAUGUCAAGAAGCUGUACCGUUUGACUGGUGUGGACAACAAGCCCACUGUCUUCCUCUUCAACGACACCCAGAUUGUGGAUGAAUCCUUCCUGGAGGACAUCAACAACAUCCUGAGCUCCGGAGAGGUCCCCAACCUCUUCAAGCAGGACGAGUUCGUGGAGAUCUGCAACGCCCUGUCCGAUUCCGCCAGGAAGGAGAAUGUGGUGGAGACACCCGAAUCCUUAUUCUGCUUUCUAAUAGAACGCGUCAGGAGCAACCUACACGUUGUUCUCUGCAUGAGUCCCGUGGGAGACCCGUUCAGGAACCGUAUUCUACAGUACCCGGCACUUGUCAACUGCACAACCAUAGACUGGUUCUGUGAGUGGCCCAAAGAUGCCCUACUCGAGGUUGCUGAGCGAUACUUGGAGGGACUGGAACUUGGAUCCUCUGAGGGGAGUGCAACAAAGGUGGCCUCCAUCUUUGUGACCACGCACCAGUCAGUGGUAGAGAUGUCACACAGGAUGAAAGUGGAACUGAGGAGACAUAAUUAUGUGACACCCACCAACUAUCUGGAGCUGGUGACUGGAUAUAAGAAGCUUCUGGGUGAGAAGCGCAUUGAGCUGGGGGAGCAGGUGAGCAAACUACAAAAUGGUCUUUUUAAGAUCAGCGACACAGGUGAGAAGGUGGCAGCCAUGACAGUGCAGCUGGAGGAGGCUAAUAAGCAGGUGGCUGACUACCAGAAGGAGUGUGACGAGUACUUGACUGUCAUUGUACAACAAACCAGGGAGGCGGACACUCAACAGAAGACGGUAAGCGCUAAGAAGGAAAAAAUUGCAGCAGAAGAGAUGCAGUGCAAAGCACUGGCAGAGAAUGCACUGAGAGAGCUGGAUGAAGCCCUGCCAGCUCUGGAUGAAGCCACCAAGGCUCUUGAGUCUCUGAAUAAGAAGGACAUGACAGAGAUUAAGUCCUAUGGCCGUCCUCCUGCUCUGGUGGAGAAGGUGAUGCAGGCGGUCAUGACUCUUUUGAACAAAGAGCCCACCUGGGCAGAAGCUAAGAGACAGCUGGGUGAGGCCAACUUCAUCAAAACCCUGAUCAAUUUCGACAAGGACAACAUCUCAGACCGUGUGUUGAAGAGGAUUGGUAACUACUGCAGACAGCCCGACUUCCAGCCAGAGAUCAUUGGCAAAGUGUCUCUGGCUGCAAAGUCUCUCUGCAUGUGGGUCAGAGCCAUGGAGGUGUAUGGGUGUGUCUUCAGAGUGGUGGAGCCCAAGCGGGAGCUGCUGAAUAAUGCCACGGCCCAACUUUCAGAGAAGCAAGCUGAACUACAGGAGUCUGAGAACAAACUGAAAGAGGUGGGGGACAAACUGGCCAUGUUGAACAAACAAUACGCCGAAAAAGUGGCAACCAAGGAAGAGUUGAAGAGGAGGUCGGAUGAUAUGGAGGUGAAAUUGGACCGAGCUGACAAACUGGUGAAAGGAUUGGCUGGGGAAGGGGUCCGCUGGCAGCAGACCGUUAAGGGUCUUGAAGAGAACAUGGGUUACCUGGUUGGAGACUGUUUGCUUGCAGCAUCUUUUCUGUCCUAUAUGGGUCCCUUCCUGUCCAACUAUAGAGUGGAACUGCUUGAAAUCUGGAUGAGAGAGGUCCAGCUCCAGGAAAUCCCGUGUACCCCAGGAUUCAGUUUUGCCACUUUUCUCUCAAACCCUACAGUAGUGAGGGACUGGAAUAUUCAAGGCCUGCCCUCUGAUGCUUUCUCCACAGAGAACGGAGUUAUUGUCACCCGUGGCAACCGAUGGCCACUGAUGGUGGACCCCCAAGGCCAAGCUCUGAAGUGGAUCAAGAAAAUGGAGCUGAAGCGAGGUCUUAAACUCAUCGACUUCCAGAUGCCAGAUUACUUGCUUAUACUGGAGAACGCCAUUCAGUUUGGAAAUCCUGUCUUGCUGCAGAAUGUCCAGGAAGAUUUGGAUCCUUCUCUCAACCCAGUUCUCAACAAGUCCCUGACACGAAUUGGUGGCAGGCUAUUGUUGAAAUUGGGUGACAAGGAAUUGGAAUAUAGUCCAGAAUUUCGUUUCUACAUCACCACCAAACUGUCCAAUCCCCACUACACUCCAGAGAUUUCUACAAAGACUACCAUUGUCAACUUUGCUGUCAAAGAGCAGGGUCUGGAAGCCCAACUCCUUGGUAUUGUGGUGCGUAAGGAGCGUCCAGACCUGGAAGAGCAAAAGGACAAUCUGGUGAUGAGCAUUGCUUCAGGAAAGAGGCGCCUACAAGAGUUGGAAGAUGAGAUCCUCAGGCUGCUGAAUGAGGCGAGCGGCUCCCUGCUGGAUGACGUGCAGCUGGUGAACACCUUGCAGACGUCCAAAGUGACGGCCUCAGAGGUUUCAGAGCAGCUGGAGACCAGCGAAGUGACUGAAAUCAAGAUUGACACUGCUCGAGAGGCCUAUCGUGCAUGUGCUCAGCGGGCCUCCAUCCUCUUCUUCAUCCUCAAUGACAUGGGCCGCAUUGAUCCGAUGUACCAGUUCUCACUGGAUGCCUACAUCAACCUGUUCAACCUCAGUAUUGAGAAGAGCAAGAGCAGUCUAAAGCUGGAGGAAAGGAUUAUCAACCUCAACGACUUCCACACAUAUGCGGUGUACAAGUAUGCGUGCCGGGGUCUGUUUGAGAUGCACAAGCUCCUCUUCAGCUUCCAAAUGUGCGCCAAAAUUCUCGAGGUUGCUGGCACACUCAACAUGGUCGAGUACAGUUUCUUCCUCCGUGGUGGAAUUGUACUUGAUAAAAGGGAUCAACUGGAAAACCCGUGCAGUAAUUGGCUCGUGGAUUCCAGCUGGGACAAUAUCACAGAACUGGACAAGCUGCCCAACUUCCAUGGCAUCAUGGCCUCAUUUGAAAAACAACCCCGGGACUGGAAGCUUUGGUUCACCAGUGCAGAGCCAGAGAAAGCACCACUACCAGGAGACUGGGAGAACAGCUGUAAUGAGCUCCAGAGGAUGCUCAUAGUCCGUUCUCUGCGGCCAGACCGCGUCUUAUUCUGCUCCACCACCUUCAUCGUCAACAACCUGGGGCCUCGCUUUGUGGAGCCACCCGUUCUCGACAUGAGGGCUGUUGUAGACGAAUCCACGUGCAGGACUCCUCUGGUCUUUGUCUUGUCUCCUGGCGUGGACCCCACAGGAGCCCUGCUGCAGCUGGCUGAGACAUCGGGUAUGAGUAAACUCUUCCACGCUCUCUCACUGGGUCAGGGCCAGGCUCCCAUCGCCAAGAGAAUGAUCCAAGAGGGCGUGAAUAAAGGUCACUGGGUCUUUCUUGCCAAUUGCCACCUCUCACUCUCCUGGAUGCCUGAGCUGGACAAGCUGGUGGAGCAGUUGGAGGUGGAGAAGCCCCACACAGACUUCCGACUCUGGCUAAGCUCUUCGCCACAUCCCGAUUUUCCCAUAAACAUCCUGCAGGCGGGCAUCAAAAUGACUACAGAGCCUCCAAAGGGAGUGAAAGCCAACAUGAAGCGUCUCUACCACUUGGUGACUGAGGCUCAGUUCACCCGCUGCUCCAAACCAGUCUUCUACAGGAAGCUGCUCUUCUCCCUCUGCUUUUUUCACAGCAUCCUGCUGGAAAGAAAGAAGUUCCUGCAGCUUGGCUGGAACAUUAUCUACGGAUUCAAUAAUUCAGACUUUGAGGUUAGCGAGAAUCUUCUCAGUCUGUACCUGAACGAGUAUGACAACAUACCUUGGGAUGCCCUCAAGUAUCUCAUUGCGGAGGUGAAUUAUGGAGGUCAUGUGACUGAUGACUGGGACAGACGCCUUCUCACCACAUACAUCAACGACUACUUCUGCGAGGCAGCUGUCACUGAGCCUUAUUUCAAGUUGUCAACUUUAUCCUCAUAUUACAUCCCCCACGAUGGACCCCUUUCCUCCUACAAGGACUUCAUCAACAUGCUGCCAGCCACAGAGCACCCCGACUUGUUUGGCCAGCACCCCAAUGCUGACAUUGCCAGCCAGAUCGCUGAAACCAGGUCCUUGUUUGACACACUUCUGUCCCUGCAGCCACAAGUGACCAGCGCCAGCACAGCGGGUUCUGGACCAAGUCGUGAGGACAAGGUGCUGGAUCUGUUAGCCGACGUGCGCCAGACGAUCCCGGCCGUGAUCGACUACGAGGGCACCAGCGGACUUUUUCUGGAUCCUUCACCGCUCGAUGUGGUCCUGCUGCAAGAGAUCCAGAGAUACAACUCCCUGUUGAGCACUAUCAUAUCAUCCUUAGUGGAGCUGGAGAAGGGAAUCAAAGGCUUGGUAGUGAUGUCAUCGAGCUUGGAGGAGACCUUCAACUGCAUGUACGACGCCCGAGUUCCACCAUUGUGGGAGAAGGCGUAUCCCUCUCUCAAGCCCCUGGCGGCGUGGACCCGUGACCUCUGCCAACGAGUUCUUCAGUUUGCACGCUGGGCAGAGCAGGCACAGCCCCCCAACCUCUUCUGGUUGUCGGGCUUCACCUUCCCCAACGGAUUCCUCACCGCCGUGCUGCAGUCAGCCGCUCGGCAGCACAAGGUAUCAGUUGACACACUGUCCUGGGACUUUACAGUGUCCAGUGUAGAUGACAGCCACAUCCAGAACCCACCCAAGGAUGGAGUGUAUGUGCGAGGUUUGCACCUGGAGGGGGCCGCCUGGGACAAGAAGGGCUUGUGCCUGGUAGAGGCCGAGCCCAUGCAGAUGGUAUGUCCCAUUCCCGCUAUCAACUUCAAGCCAGUGGAGAACCGCAAGAAGAUGGCGAAGAACAUUUACCUGUGUCCUUGCUACUACUUUCCCGUGCGUUCGGGUGGGGCAGGCAGAGCCUCGUUUGUGAUCGCCGUGGAGCUGAAAUCAGGAGCCGUAAACCCGGAUCACUGGAUCAAGAGAGGAGCAGCUCUCCUAAUGAGCCUGGACAGCUAACAUACUCACAGGAUACAGAUGGAUCUAUGCAUUUUUAUUUUUAUUUGUUCCCUCACAAACUCAAACAACAGUGUGCAGCAAUCAUGCAAAUUCCUGUGCAAACUGGGAGAGGAGAAGAAAAGGACAGAGGCAGGAGGAGUGAACCUAUUCAAACAAAUGAAUUUUAAUGAAGCCUCGCAGAAAAGACACAAUCUUUCAGACUCUGGACUUCCCUGCUGGCCAGGGAGGGAGAAAAGAAAACAAGAAGUGAGCUGGGAGGAAGAAUGAUCCGGUAAUGAGAGGGGGGGUGGGGGGGUGGGGGGGGUUCAAGGUUGUAUUCAGACUUAAGGAUUGUCCCCUGAAAGCCCACCAGACUUCCUCUGGCUUUAAGAGGCUCUUUAUCGGAGCUGGCUCAUUCUGUGUGGAGACACUGGUGGUCUCCUUGUUGGUGGGUGGGAGAUGGAAGAGGAGCGGAAUUCACAUUAAAAUAAGCUUGUCCUUCGGGCUGCCUUGUAACAUAAACAUGUAGCUUGAAAGAAGAAGAUACUGUGGGAAUUAUUUUGCUGGUGUUUGUUGUGAGCUGGGAAUGACAAAAUGAAUAUUCCAACACAGGAAUGCACAUUGCUUUCAGUGAGAAGGCAAAUUUGCUCAUGAUGAUAAGUAAUGGAACAUCUGGCCUUCAGUGAGGACCAGUCCAGUUCUUCUACACCAAAGGCAUCCAAGCAUGGACCUUCCUCAAAGUUGGAAGUGUUCACAAUGCUAAAGAAGACAAAAAUGAAGAGUGACGAAGGUGGUCAAGUCUAAUGGAUUCAUUGAUUGAUUAUGAGACUGUUGCCCAACAAGUGUACUGUGUAUUAUUAGGGUGCCUUCCGGACCAGAAAUUUUAAAAAGAUAGCAUUCACUCUCGUCUUUUUUGUGAGCAGACUAAAUAAUGCUGUUAAGUAUUCGCAUAGUCACGCCUUGAUUGGACCACUCAUGUGACAUUUCCGACUCGUCCAAAACAACAUGAUGUCUUCAAGGUUACUUACACUUGUAGGAUGUUUUUUGUGGUGAAACAAAGGGAAUAAGUCAAAAAGGUUCCUGGAAAGCAUCUUUUGCACCCUAAACGUGCUAGUAGGACUACAAAUGUGAACUCACCCUUAAAGUGCAAGUACAGGAGCUCUUCCUAAUAUUAAAUCUUAAAAAAAAAAAUUCUGCCAACCUAAGAAUAGAAUAGGGCUGAAACAAAUUCAAAUUUUCAAGUAACAAAUCUUAAAGCUUACAGAAAGACAGUAACAAGACUGGAACAGUCCAAAUGUUCCGCGCGGCAGGUUGGACUUCCAGUUUUGUUUUCAUGUGAUUUCCUGUUUAUAACUCUUAAUUUAGUAGUUUAUUUUCCUGUUUGGCACUGUAGGCGGCGCCUUUAGUUUGGUUUGUGGAUGCUAAGUAUGCACAGGGUGCUGAUUUGUAAUCACUGGACUAUUUUAGUGUAGUUGCUUUUGCUAGUUGCUAGUUCAUUGUUGGUUUGACCUGUUUGUUGAUGUCAACUUGUGCUUUUGCUCGCUUUAAAUUUAUUUUUUCGUGGACUUCUGCUGUAUACCUGCUCUUUGCAUUUCAACUGUAUUCUGGUUUGCAUUAGUUUGAACGCCUGUAUUUACGUUCUCUCUUUUUGGUCAUGUUUGAGGUUUUUUUUUUUUUCAUCACCCUCCACAGUGAUCCCAUGUUGCUCCUUAGCCAGUUCCUGUGUUUUUGUAUUUUUGACUCGGAUACUUGUGAAUCGUGUCGUACUUCACAAGCGCCCCUCUUUCCCC
Molecule: messenger RNA, 14766 nt
Organism: Dunckerocampus dactyliophorus (ringed pipefish)
Lineage: Eukaryota; Metazoa; Chordata; Actinopteri; Syngnathiformes; Syngnathidae
Gene: dnah2
Product: dynein, axonemal, heavy chain 2
Exons: 82
Coding region: 104-12997 (4297 amino acids)
Biological process (GO): microtubule-based movement
Cellular component (GO): dynein complex
Molecular function (GO): dynein light intermediate chain binding; ATP hydrolysis activity; minus-end-directed microtubule motor activity
Source: RefSeq, a predicted model, not a curated record